AAAAUGCAGCUUUAGGGUAAUGAGAACCUCUUUUGUUUGCAGUUGACACUUGUAGCUUCACGUGGAUUUUUUUUAUGAAUCAUGAUCAAAUGAAGAGCUCUAAUCUAUUUCUGAAUGAUUUUAGAAGAAUAAACCCUAACUUAAUAUAAAUAAAUCAACGUUUAUAAUUAAUUUUAUGCUGCCUCUCACGUCCAGCAGGUGGUAGCAAAGCACGCGUGAACCGGUGUCCUCUGUACAAGAAGAAAAGUAAUAUCCGGUGUAAACAAGGACAUGUGUUGAGUAACUAACCUUCUGAUCAGCUGUGUCUGUGUCUUGUGCUAGCAACUGAAGUUUGUGUCAUAUUUUUAGGAAACAGUCCCGUUGCAGGUGGAUUUAUUUGAUUUUACUCAACUGUAGUGUUCGUGUCUUCGGUAAGCGGUUUGAUGGCGGUUUCCGCUCAUGUCUCCAAAGUCCGGUCUUUGUACAAAAGGAUUCUGGUCCUUCAUCGGUUCCUGCCCAUAGACCUAAGAGCUCUGGGGGACCAGUAUGUGAAGGACGAGUUCAGAAGACACAAAGGUGCAGCAGCUGAGGAGGCCAAACGCUUCAUGGUCGAGUGGGAGGUAAAAUAACCCAUGUCUGUUCCGAGCCCUAACCAAACCCCGUUCAAAAAUCCUCUCAUUUAGAGCGAAUGUUGACUCGAUCAGGAGAGUUGACAAAAAAUACACCUUCCACUUUAAACAUAGUUAUCAUUUUUAAUUUGAUUAACACAGUGUACAGACAGGAUGUGUUAUCCUAACUCUAUAGGUACUAUUUAACACUAAAUGAUCUGGAUAAUGUACACUACAGGUAACAGGCCAAAAGUCUGGAAGCAAGGGCAUUACAGGCCGAACAGUUGGGAGUAACUUCAAGUUUUUGUUGUUCACAAUGCUUUUUUUAAAAUCCAGCAUGAGUUUUAUGUAUUUUGGGAUGUAUUUACUCCAUGAUCAAAUGUUGCUUUCAUGGAAAUGCACCAUUUUACUCCAUUUGCCUUUAGAUAUGCAUUGAUGUUAACAGACCAUUGGUAAAUAUAUGUCAGCGAAAGAUAAUAAGGGCUUAGUUUUAGGGUUGAAAACAUUUGCAAGAGUCACAACUUCAGUGCAAAAGCAAAAAAACAAAUCACAGUUGGAUUAUUCACUUCAGCUUUUUGGCUUCUGAGAGCCUGCAUACAAAAAUUCUAAUAAAUUUCAACUGCAUUCAAACUACCGCAAAAAUGGCUAGAAAGAAGCAACUGAGUAAAGAAACAAAAGUACAGAUUUAUACAUUGAGAAAAGAAGGAUACACAGAAAUUGCAAAACACCUAAAGGUGUCCAACAAAGGAGUCCACUGCACUCUGAAGAGACUAGAGGAACCUGGAAGUUAUGAUGAUAGAAAAAGACCUGGACGAAAGAGAGUUACUACAAAAGCAGAGGAUAAACAUAUCAUUGUCACCAGUAAGAGAGAUCAGUGAAAGACAGCACCACAAAUAAGGGAGAAAAUCAACAUGACAAGGUUGAAACCCAUAUCUCUGACAACCAUGAAAUGACGUUUGAGAAAGGCUGGUCUGAAGGGUUGUGUAUCUGCAAAAAACACUACUUCGUCCACAGAACAAGAAAGAGAGAUAUGAGUGGGCAAAAGCUCACAAAAAUUGGACUUAUGAUGACUAGAAACAAGUUUGCACUGUUUGGUUCAAAACGCAGAGUCUAUGUCCGCAGACAAACUGGUGAACGUCUGAAAGCACCAUGUGUUACACCCACAAUUCAGCAUGGAGGUGGUAGUCCCAUGAUAUAGGGAUGUUUUGCAGGUGAUGGAGUAGAAGAUUUGUUUGAAGUAAAGGGUAUCAUGAAGAAGGAACAGUACCACUCCAUCCUCCAGCACCAUGCUGCUCCAUCUGGACUAAGACUUGUGGCUCAUAAGUUUGUUUUGCAGCAAGACAAUGACCUGAAACACUCUGCCAAGCUCUCUCAGGGUUACCUUGACAAAAAAGAAGAGGAAGGUGUUCUUCAAAAGAUGGUUUGGCCCCCUCAGUCUCCAGACCUUUCUCAAUUGAGCUUGUGCGGGAUGAAUUGGAUCGAUCGGUCAGAAAAACGUCCCAUGAAUCAGCAGUCUCGUUUUAAUGAACUUAAGAAAGCUUGGAAUGCAAUCCCUGGAACAUACCUUAGAAACUUGGGGAACGAAUGCCUGGUAUAUGCCAAGCUGUUGUUAAAGCCAGAGGAGGUUCCUUCAAAGAAAGCAAAGUCUAAGAAACAAUAACUCAAAUACCUAAUAAUUAUAGUCAAAAUGUCUUCUGAUAAGUUACUCUACACAAUAGUCAUGUUUGUUGUGUUGCAAAUUAUAUUAAUGAAACUAUGAUCUUUUUUUGUACAAAUCUGAUCUUGCUUCCAAACUUUUGGCCUGUAGUGUAGCUUUUUCGACUGAAUUAACCACUUUACUUCUUCUAUGGCCUAUGAGUCUUAUAUCAACCUUUUCAGACAUAAGCAAAAAAAAAGAAACAAAUAAACAACAUGCACCAUUAACAGUAUUGCACUAUUAACAGCCUAAUUGAAUGCAAUUGUAAUGCAGUUUAUAUGCAAUAUUUUCAUUUUGCAAUUUCCUUCUGAAAUUAUUAAAAUCCGAGGGCAAAGGUCCCUCAGUGUUGUAUUAACCCUCCAUAAGACCCAUGUGUUAUCAGAAGAGUCCACUUUCUGUUCUUUUUAAUUCAUGUUAUUUUAGAGUAACAAUGUAAUGUUACAGUAUCACCACAAGGUGGCAGAGCAGCUCCAGUACAGAGCUGAGCAUCACAAAGCAAAAACGGACUUCUUUGGAUGAAUUACACCCACACGCUGAUCCUGUAACUUUUAACUGAUACUGGAAAAAGUUUGAGAUUCUUUGUUUCCUGAACUGAUCUGCUGUAGUUCUUCUGACUUAAUGAAAUCAGCAUUUAUUGGCAUCAACUCAAAAGUUUAAGCCCAGGAUGUAGGUGUUCUGGUACUGAAAAGGUCAAACUUGGUCAUUUGCCUUUACAGUAGAUUCAAAUUUUCAACUUUUCGUUUAAAAGUGCUUUAAUUGAUCAGGAAUGCACAAAAAGGAUCAUGUUUGAUAGAAAGUGUUUAAAGUAAAAGAGGCAUUGCAGUUUUAGUCAACAUGAUUCAAAGACAGAGAAAGAAGGCAAGACAGACCAGAGUAAGUCAAUGCCAAGAGUGCAGCUGCUCAAUACAAUAUAAUUUAACCCAAUUAAUUAGAAUGAUGAAAAAAGGGGAAAUCAAUGUGUGGCAGUCAAUGUUGUGUGACUGCAGCAAAGGAAUAACUCAACAAACAGAAAACACAGGUGUUCAUAUCUGUGUGGCCCUUCAACCUCCAUGCUGCAAAUACAUUCAAUUCAGUGAUCCUUAAUUACGAUGUAAAAGCAUUUAUGUAACAACAGAUAAAAUGAUAACUACACAAAAAAGUCAAAAUAAGAUAAAAAAUCUCAUUUAACAGACAGAGAAACCCAAGAAUUAAGCUCAGAAACCUUUCAUCAUAGUGAGACUGUCUUACACUGAAAAAUGUGAUUGAUUCGGUAUGUACCUUAUUCUGCUGGCGUUGUGGUCAGGUGCUCAGCCCUGCUAAGAGAGCAAAUCAGCAGUUCCAUAAGCUUGUGGGUAGAUGGAAGCAUCAAGUGUCGGUGCAUUUUGUCACUCUUUCAUAUCAGGUCAUCCCCCAUAUAGUAUAAUCAUUUUGUGAAUUUAUAAUAAUGUUAAAAUGGCGAAUCAUCUCCCUGCAGCACACUCUGCACAGUUCUGUGAAAAAAUGUUUAAAAGCUCAGAGAUAACAAAGAAAUUUACAAAAGUGUUGGAUCAUAUUAACAUUGUUAUGAACCAUGCUUUUUAUUAUGCAUAUAUUUUAUUCACAGUAAAAAGACAGAAAAAGUGGUCAAGUUAGUUGUCAAGGUGUCCAAAGUCAUUUAAAGAAAAAGCAUUUUCACAAUUUACAAAGAAAUAAAUAUAAAGACAAAGAAAGAAAAACAUCUUCAAAAUGAAAGUAGAGAAAUUCAUAUUUAUUUCUUGUUCUUAGGGAUUUUCAGUAAUUAAUACACUGGAAAACACACUUUUAUUUCCAAUAAAUAGCAUUAAAAUGAUUUUUUUCCAAAAAUGUAGUACAGUAGUGUUUUUAUAGCCUGGCUGGGUCCAUGCUGUUGCGUGAAUCACUUGACGUUCCUUCCCACCACGUCAAGUGAUUCACGCAACGGGAUGGUCCAGCCAGGCUAGUGUUUUUAGUGUCCUUUCCAAUCCUCCUGUGGCCAUGAAAGAAAUUGCAAGUAUGACUUAACCUAAACUAUUCUUUUAUUUUUUUCUGGAUAUUGAUUAGAGAUUUACAGCUUGUCUUAGAUUCUAUCCGAUCAGCUGUAAAAGAUUCUGUCGUCUUUGAGAAUCAUCUGACAUAAUUCAGUAACUCGCCCUCCAGUUUCCAGACUGAUUUCAACACGAGCCUGUGCCAGGUCUUAAUUUAUUUCACCGUGGAGGAAAGCCAAUGUUUUCCUGCAGAAUUACCCUCUGCUGGGGGAACAGUAAAUCAGCUAUCUGCAGGUAAUUUCUCUAAUGAAGUAGAUGGUGAUUGCAGUUGGAUUCCUGAGAGGUCUGCUGGAGCUGUGAAGCCACCAGGGAGAAGGAAGUCACUUUCAUUAGGCUUCCCUUUAUCCAUGUGCAACGUUUCAAAUCUGCAUUCCAUUUGUGUGUGAGAGUAUGGGCUGAUUUUGUGAAAUGUACUCAUGGCUUUGGCUGAAUUGGACCAUCAUUAAGAAAAGGAGGUUUUGGAAAAAAGAAAAUAAUAAGGUCUAUAUUAAAUUUCAGUUUUACAGAGCCAAAUCAAAGCAACAGAAAUCCAACAAAGUGCAACAUAAAUGAGUGCGAAAACCACCUGAGUGGGUCUGCUGGUUCAGUAGAGACAGAUACUUUAUGACAAGAGCUUUAAAUGCUUUUAGUUUAAUGGACUCUGAUCUAAAGCCAAGAGAAGCAUUUACCAAACUGACUGUACGCUGGGAAAACAGGAAAACAAAAAGAAGCAGCAACUGGAAUUCAAAACAUUUAAAGUGACAAAAACGCAUAAUAAUCCCAAAUCUAAUGCAGCACAGACAGUUCCUUUGUACAUGCUGAGGUGAGAGACCACCCAAACGCGAGUUUACAAAACAGAGUUAUACCGAUAAAACAGUACUGAGACUAAUGUCAAAAAUCAUCAGUUAUUUGGACUGAUAAAUCAAUUACUCAUGAUUUGUCUUCUCAUGAAUUUACACAAGUAAAAACACUUUUAAAACUCGUAAUUUUUUGGGGAAAAAAAAAAAAACUUUUUUGUUCACCAAAGCAUGUCUGUCUGGCCAAAAGGAUGCCAAUAAUUUUGACAGAAGUGCUCAAAUGGACCGUGCAUCAAUUCCUCACUUCACUUUAAAAGCUUUGGCUUCAUUCUGGUCGUAAUACUUACUGAAUUAAAUGCCAUGUUUCAGUUGUAGUAAAGUACUUUGAUAUUAAGUCAUAAAGAUUGAAGCUUUUGGGCUUUUUUACCCCUUACAUUCUAUCACGGGCUGCAGAUCCAACAAAUCAUUCAGUCUUUAUGUAAGCUUUUAUAACAUUCUUUACAAUGUCAAGACUGGCACAGCUACUCAUGAUCAUUCUUUCCCUUAACUUUUUAGGCACAGACAUGAAACACAUUCCUGCCUCCUCCUGGUCCUGCUCCUACUACUCUCCUCUCUCCACCUGUUCCUCCCCCUGCUCUUCUCCCUGCUCUCCUCUCUCCUCCUUCCUGCUGCUCUCCUCCCUCCUUCUGCUCCUUUUCCUGCUCCUUUAUGAGCUUAAUAAAAUCCUCUCAUCUUUGUUAAAAACACUUAAAUUAAGUUCUCAGGUUGUUCCAUUUUCAUCUGUUGAACCUGUUUCUAUCCCUGCAGACCUCAACUUUUCUUUUUGUUCUCUUCCCUCUUUCCUUGUCUUACAAAUGGAAGCAAAUUCCUGCUGCAUUUCCACUUCCUGAGAAAAAAUCCAGAGGAGUGGAAACAGCCAUGGAGCGAGACUCUGAAUGAGAUUAGGAGCACUGAGUGUUCAGAGCGUAAUCCGUUUAUUUCAGAGGCACUCAGGGGAGCUCUCUGUUACUAAUAAAUCGCUCUGCUGGGCUGAACAAGUUCUCUAAAAGGAGAGAGAGAUAUGUUUGAUUUGGAUUUGAAGAUGUACAAGACUGGAGCAAUGAGAGACAGAGGGUUAAAACACUAUGAAUGGCUGUAAGCUGGAGACCAUCUGACAUUGUGUUGUUCUUCCAUGUGGAGUUUCUGUUCUAGCAGACGGAGGACUGCGAACAGAUGUGUUCUCAUGAGAGAGAUUCCCUGCAAAGAAUUAGGCAUUUUUCUAAUAUUCAGACAUGUCUUGAAGGCUAGGGCUGCUAAAUAUAUAAAAUCAAAGUAAGAUGAAAAUUCUACUGAAGUUAACUUUUUUCUACAGAAAAAAAAGUUUGAAUUCUGAGAUAAAGUUGAAAUUUUGACUCAUCUUAGAAUUCUGAAAAGAAAAGUUAGAGUAAAGUUGAAAUUUAAACUCCCAGAGAUCUGACUUUUUACUCACAAUUCUGGGAGACUUAGAAUUCCUUCUUAACUUUUCAGGUGUCUGACCUUUUUUUUUUCUUUCAGAAUUCCUACUUUCUUAGAAAGCCAAAUUUAAAGUCAGAAUCUUGAGAACUACAACUGCAAAAAUACACGUUAAAAACUCUGUAGUGUUUAAGAGUGUCCCGAUACAACUUUUUCCCCUCCAACACAAUACCAAUAUUGUAGCCUUCAGUAUUGGCCGAUACCAAUAUUGAUCCGAUAUUGGCACAAACUUGUGCAUCACUGUCGGCAUCUCUCCUACUCUUUGCUACGUUGUUAGUACCUUAGUACACACUGUUGUUGUGAUGAAGUGCACUUUGUAUGCUAGAUCCGAGCGCUGUUAGAUAGAGGUGCUGGAUUGGAGUCUGGAAUGGACUGCUUGUUUUGGAGAUUUUAGAUCCAGGCCGAUAUAAUCCGAUAUUUGGUUUUAUGCUGAUAUCGGACCGAUAGCCGAUAUCAACAUCGGACUGGGACAUCCAGAGUAGUGUUCAGAUGACUAUGAUCUUAAUGACUUUCCCUGAAAAAACUCCUAUUUUGUGCGGAUCGAACUAAAAUGAUGAUGAUAUUGAAAGUCAGAUCCCUAUUGAUGUGACAGAUCCACAGACAGAGCACUAGACACAUUUUUUAUCCUAAAAGAUCCUAAAAAAAAAGUCCCACAAGGACAAAGACACGCGCUGAGGCAUGCCAAGCUACCGGGCGUUCCUAUAAGUUGUCUCAGAGAGGAUGUUUCCUCCUGGCUAACAUUCAACAUAAUCACAUUAUGGGCAGGAAAAAGCCUCUCAGAUUAAUGGCUUUUUAUGGUUUACAGUGAGAGCCUUCCAAAAAGCUUAUAUUCAGUAUGUGCUCAUUAUUCAUGCUCUGACAGCUCCGAGUCCACACACAAAGGCAGAAUGAGACGAUUCAGUUUUAUAAGGAGAGGAGAUCUCUGAGUUCAGAUGGGCUCUGAGUGACGUCGGGGCUGUAAGUAAAAGAUUUUCUCUGUUUGUGAGCAGAGAAGAGUAUGGGACCACUGUGUGAGCAGGACUUUUCAUUUAAUUUUAUCUUAAUGCCUUGUUUUGAGAAGAACAUGAGCACCAACAUCUCCUCUCAGCUGACUGUCCUCCAGACUCAUGAACCCACACACACUCAGGCAGUCAGAGUGUCCUCAUGCUUGUAAUGAUAUGAAGCUAUUUGGCCAUAUGAAGGCUGAAAGCUGGUUUAUAAUAAUUAUAGGUGUUCUGUUUGUUCAUGACCUUAACAGUACUUUAUUAUUUACCAGUCUGGAACCAAUUCCCAAGACCCAUCCCUGAACGUGCACAUUUGGUUUGACUGAAUACAAUAAUUAUAGAUAUAUCUUUCAACUCCACCUUGGACCAGAUGUUUCAGUGAUGUGUUAAAUGAAUCUGAAAGUGUUGAUGGGAAGAAGACAACGUGCUGAACUCUGCUGCUAUUUUCAACCCUCUUUGUGUCUAUCUGCUGCAGAAUUAUAAGGACACCCUGCAAUCUCAGGUCCUGGAGUCAGCGGGGAGCCAAUUGGGCUCUGUCAAGUUUGGGGCUGAACUGUCGGAGCAGAGCCUCGGCAACUUCCAAGAGGAACAAAUCGGCCAACUGUACGAACUCAUGCUGGAGUCCACCAAACCCAACAGACAGUUUGACAUCCAGGAGGACACGAAGUAAAGCAGAGAUGCUGUUUGGACAUAAAAAGGUGCUGUUUAGACCAGAUCACUAAUAUAUGACCUCAGAGGACAGCGGACGAAGAGUGGUGCUCAUGAAAAGGCUUGAGAGGAUGUUGAAUGUACUAGAGUGCUGUAUAUCUUCUCCUUUAAUGUGAAAAAAAGAGUUCAUCAUGCUGUUUUGCUGGUGCGUUAAUGCAGCACUAACAACUCUUCUUUGUCUACUUUAUUUGCAUUGAGCUGAUUCUUAGCUCCAGGAAGUUCACAGAGACUCAUCUUCUCAGCAGAGUUCACACCAGUGAUGCCUCUGUCAGCCUCAGUCAUUGGGGGGAAACUCUUGUCAUUCAUGUGGAAAUAUGAGCAUUUCAGGAUGGACAACUCUAAAGCUAUCAGUCAUGUUUGGAGGGGGAAAAAAAAACCUAAUCAGGCAUGUACAGACGGUCUCAGAUGGUCUUUGUCUUUCCUCAGUUCCUGUUAUUAUGCAGCUUUGAACCUCAGUCCCUUGCUGCUUUCUCAAGGCUUUGUUUUUGUUGUCUUCUGAAAUGCAUGGUCUGUUUUUCUCUAUAAAGCCUGACAGCCAUAGGAGUGAGUAAUAAAGUCUGGUUUGAUGCUGCCCACCUGUUUAAGUGCUGUUUUGUUUUGAUGUGCAGGUACUUCAGAGGACAAAGAAAUGAGGAGAGAGCCAACUGAAAGGCUUUGCAAGUUACUUCAUUAUUUAUGUGAUCGCCGUCCAGGAUACACUUCCAAAAUAAAAGCAUUGAAUGAAAGAGAGGGCAGUCACUUAACAAGAAAAAAAAAUGCUGAUGACAACAUGGAUCGGGAAAUCAAGUACAUCAAUUGAUCCUUACUCCAGCUGACAGCUCAGCUGAUUACCUCCCACUAGGGCUGCAAGAUUUUGGCUAAAAAUAAAAUCCAGAUUUUUUUCUCUGAAAACUCAUUUUAUGAUUUCGAUUUUUGAUUCAGUGACAACUUCACCAAACUUCACUUUAAUAAUAAGUUUUUCUAUCAUCUUUAAAAUCAAAACCACUGAAAACGAGUGUAAAAUAGAAUAGAAUAGAAUAUUCCUUUAUUGAUCCCCCAUGGGGGAAAUUUUUUUGUCACAGCAGCAUCACAGACAAAGGUAGUGCAAAUAUAUUGGUGUAUAUGCCAAGCCAGUAAAUGGCGCUGUAACGCUUCACAGGAAAUGCACAAAAGAUAAGAGAGUACAGCGCAUGCGUAUAAAGGUUGCUUUGGCCAGACACACGCAGCCGCGUUAAAGAGUUACAAAUUGCUUGGAGAGCUGCAGAUAGGCAUCCAUACGGAGACGAAAUGGUAGUCGUUUACAGAUUUAUGCACUCUCUGACCCAUUUCAAAAAAGAACACUUUACAGUCAUCCAAAAUGCCAUUUCCGUGCAGAUGAAACGCCGAUACGACAAAAAACUUUUGCGUUUACUCUUGAAUUCAUUAUUGUGUGGACGGGUUGAUUCUGCCUUCAGACAGACUUUGCAGCGGGGAGUGGUUAGCUUUUCAUCCAAAACUGCAAAGUAGGGAUGUAACAAUAUGAAACUUUCACAUCAUGACUAUUGUGACCAAAAUUAUCACGGUUAUCAAUAUUAUUACAGUAUUGUUGAAAUAUUUUUAAAAUGUUUAAAAAGUACUUAUACACGCCCUAAAAUCAUUCAACAAAGUUUUUAUUUUGAAAAAACAAUCAAAAUAACGUGCAGAAUGAACUUUUCCUUUACCUUAAAUAACAGAGGGACAAUAAGCUGAAAAAAUUUAAGAUGGGGCCUUAAGAGAGCCAGAGGUAAUCAACACUAGUAAACAACACGAGUAAUAACAAAGUACACAGUAAUGUGCCAGUGGCAUAAACAUCAACAUAACAAAUAAAUAUAUAAAAUUUAAAUAAUAUGACAUUCCUUAAUGAGUAAAUUGUAAGAAUCCUCAGUGCUUUUUUUAACAUCGUCAUAACCAAAUAACCUGGGGAAUAAUCUUGCCAGCUGGAUGUGUCGGAGGUAGGGCUGCACGAUUAUGAUUUUAAAUCGAUGAAUCGUGCAGCCCUACCUCCCACACAUCCAGCUGGUGGCAAGAUUAUUCAGCCUGCCUUCUCUACAAUCUACCUCCACCCAGCUCCCCAUCUUUAUACUGGGUUUGAAUUCACCAUCAUGUAUCCGUCUCUGGUUCCUGCACUGUUCUGUACCCAGAGGUCUUUGCUGUUGCUCUCCCUGCUCCACUCCAGAUCAUCCUAUCAUUGGUGUGUUCUUGAAUCUCCUUGAAUUUAGUGAGUUAUAGCAGUGAGUCUAAUUUCAGCUUGUUUUUAAGGUCAUUUGCCCCUUAAUCGACAGGCGAUCUCUCCAAAGUGUGCAGCACCUCUUUCCCUGAUGACAGCUGGGAAAGUCUUCAUUCCCCAUGUUAAUGGAUAGAAGUGACGCACAGCAGAUAAUAGAAGGAUGGAAGAUGGUGCAUUUAAAGAACUAAAAGGUCCUUCAUUACACCAGAGAAGAGUAUGGCCCACAUUUUGUCUUGCUACUUAAACCUGAAACCCCUUCACUUGCAGAUUGUUCCUGUCACUAUGAAAGAUGUGUUGAAUGGCAGUGAGUCAGGCAGAGUGAGUGACCCCGUUAAAGAAAAAACGCCUUCAUAAGAAGCUGUAAAAGUAAAGCAGAGGUCUUCCUGAUGAGGCUCAGGUUGUCUCAGUGUUAAUGAGAGCCCAGUGUUAUGCUAUCUUAGCUUUUAUUGGCUGAACCAAAGGAGGCUGGUAUCCUGGCAUGUUACCCAACAACAUCAAUGUCUAGUUAUGUCAAACAUGAGUGUCACUUUUACAACAGGUUUUACGUCAGUUAGUUAUUACUUCUGUUUUGAAUCAACUUGAGAAACUAGUUUUAUAGAAAAAUACAUUAAGACGCUCCAACAAUCCAAAACUCUCAAACAGACCAACUUGACGCCAGUAUUCAUAACAAACUGCAUGUUAUCUCAUGGUAUGUAUAUUUUCUCACUUUAGCUGGAGGCACCUGGUCCAAUCUGGUAAUUAAAUCACUGAUUAACAGCAGCUGUGAGAGAUUUCAGUAAUUGUUAAAUGUAACCUCCAUCACUUCCUCCUGACACACCGUAAUAAGUAGCUGCCAUACAUCUCUGAGGGGACUACUUAUAACAGGGGGAGGGGCAAAAAGGGACACUCAACCUCCCGAGAGCAACAUGAGGGUCAUAAAUGUUGAUUAAAACUAUGCAGACAAAACCUAAAGAGGAGAUGGACACAGAUAUGAAUCGCUGAAGCAGGAUGCCUGAAGAGGUGGAAAUUCUGGACACAUUCGUCACUUUUAGGGCUGCGGCUAAUGAGAAUUAUAAUGGCUGACUAUCUAAAGAAUUAAUCAACUAAUCAGCUAAUGAUUUCCACUCUUAACGGUCCUUUAGAUUUAAUUGCCAAUGGCAAGGAAACCUAAUGUGGUAAGUGUUUUAAAUUUUUACGUCAUGCUUCAAACUCCAAACAUACCAUUAAGUUCAUGCAAUACAAAUGACAUGAUCAGUAUGCUCCUCUGUGUGUUUCAGGGAAAGUUUUAAAGGGGAGGGUCUAAAAACUAAUCCCAAACAGGAGCGGACCGC
This is a messenger RNA of Xyrichtys novacula (pearly razorfish), 11796 nucleotides long. Lineage: Eukaryota; Metazoa; Chordata; Actinopteri; Labriformes; Labridae. The record is from the annotation of a GenBank genome assembly.